AAUCGACCGUUCGGAUUUCAUCCACUCCGGCUCAGGUUAGCCGGCCGGCGAUAUUUUGCAGAUCGACCGUUAUAUGUGGCACCGCCUCUGUUUUAUUUAUUAUGUUCUUUUCUGUUGAUAUACGGUCGAGCGCGGACGAACUUUCUUUUUUUCUUCCGAACCCGCAUACCCCUCUCUAUCCUCUGUAUUUGCUUUGGGAUCGGAUUGGUCGUCGGAAAUGCCUGUGAGAGUGGUCGAAAGCUCGACGCCUUCACAAGUUUCAGGACAAGAUGCGAGUUCUGGACAUUCUCUACCUCCUCGUUGUACACUUUUGAAUGUUGGACGGGCUUUUGCUGGAACUCAGAAUGUUUCAAGUUUACAGAAAGAUGAAGCAUGGAAAGUUAAUGUACAGAUCCAAGGAUGUGAUUUUGAUCAUGGUUAUUUAUGUGGUACAAUGGAAGCACUCAACGUUCCUCUAGCGGACACACCUGUAGUUACAUUCUGGGAGGGAGAAAUUGUGGACACUAAAAACUAUACAUUUUUCACUGGCAAGUGGGAAGCGACGCCAGAGGAUGACAUAAGGCACUGGUCCAAGUUUCCAUCUUUUGCUCCACUUCUGAGCCAGGUUGAGGCUGAUGGUGGUAAAUCUUUGGACCUGAGCAACUACCCAUAUAUAUUUAUGAGAUGGAAGGAGCAGUACUUUGUCAAUGUUGGAGUAGAUUGUGGCUUGACUAUUGCUGGCUUCUACUAUGUUUGCUUUUCCUGCAGUGAUGGCUCUAUUAGUGGCUUUUAUUAUGAUCCAAACAGUAGCCCAUUUCAGAAGCUUGAACUAAAGUGCAGCAACGAGCUCUUGGGUUUCACUUUUUCUUCAUAUCAGUUACAGUGAGCCAAUUUUCUUGUUCAUAAAAGAUACAUAUGCUUUAGUUUCUGAUUACUGUAACAGUUCAGGCAGCUGAUAUUGUUUAAGCUUAUUGAUAUUUGGACAGCACUCUUAUGUCAGUGAAUGAUAACUGUAAUUAAAAGCAGUUCAUCUCCUUAACUGGG
Molecule: messenger RNA, 1023 nt
Organism: Elaeis guineensis (African oil palm)
Lineage: Eukaryota; Viridiplantae; Streptophyta; Magnoliopsida; Arecales; Arecaceae
Biological process (GO): negative regulation of gluconeogenesis; proteasome-mediated ubiquitin-dependent protein catabolic process; protein targeting to vacuole
Cellular component (GO): GID complex
Source: RefSeq, a predicted model, not a curated record